AUGGAAUAUCCAAACUACCCAUUUUUUCCUUUUUCUGACCCCAAUUAUUUAUCCUAUUAUCAAAUGGGAUAUCUUCAACCAUUCCAACUCUCUCAACCACCACCACCUCCACCACCUCCUGCUCCAGAUAAAUCUAUGCAACAAGUAGCUAAUCCUCAUGAAGAUAAAAAGACAUUGUAUGUUGGGAAUUUACUUCCUGGAAUGGCAGAGGAAUUAAGAGGAUUGUUUGAAGCAUAUGGAAGUAUUGAAAGUAUUAAUCAACCAAAAGGUAAAAAUUUUAUGUUUAUUCACUUCAGUAAGGAAGAAAGUGCUAAAGAGGCAAAAGAAGAGUUAAAUGGAACAACAUAUGGAGGCACAACACUGAAAAUAGGAUAUGGAAAAGCAGAAACAGGUACUACAUUUACACAAACCAAUCAAAACAAAACAGAUUACCAAACAGAAACAAACGCACAAGAAAAUGAAAUAAUUUAUCAACACCUUAAUCAAAUAUUAAAAGAUGAAGAAAAAGAAGUAAAUCAAAUUAAUCAACCAAAAGAAAAUAAUAAAAAAGGACAUCGUACAAAAGAAUAUGAAGUUAAUAGAGUAUUAUGGGUUGGAGGAUUAAAUAAUAAUGAAAUGAAAAUAUUCUCUAAAUUAACUCAAUAUGGACCAGUUGAUAGAAUUAGAAUUGGGAUAAAUAAUAGAUGUGCAUUAAUUGAAUUUAAAAAUAUUGAAGAUGCAAAAAGAGCAAUUAAUGAAAUGAUACAUGUAUUAUUUGAUGAAGAUAAAGUAAAAAUAAGAUAUGAAAAAGAUCUUAAUUUCCAAAGCAAAACUUGGUUCCCUGAUAUGCCUAGUCAUUUUAUUACUAAAGAAAAUGAACCAAUUAAACCAUUAUCAAUUGAAGAAGAGAAAAUGAUUGAUGAAAAAAU
Messenger RNA from Entamoeba dispar SAW760, 908 nucleotides. RefSeq names its product nuclear acid binding protein, putative. The annotation marks the transcript as partial. The record is from RefSeq and is a predicted model, not a curated record. Gene Ontology annotation, molecular function: RNA binding. Lineage: Eukaryota; Evosea; Mastigamoebida; Endamoebidae. The transcript has a single exon.